Molecule: messenger RNA, 2674 nt
Organism: Anopheles aquasalis
Lineage: Eukaryota; Metazoa; Arthropoda; Insecta; Diptera; Culicidae
Product: Nucleolar protein 14 homolog l(3)07882
Biological process (GO): maturation of SSU-rRNA
Cellular component (GO): Noc4p-Nop14p complex; small-subunit processome; nucleolus
Source: RefSeq, a predicted model, not a curated record
AAACAUCGCAUGUACACGCGGUUUUUGAAUUUCGCCAACCCGCGGCCACCAUGAAAUCGAAAUCGAAACGGAACAAAGUUAGCUCGGAGAAGGUGCUCCAGAAGAAGGGGGGCCAAGGGGUACGGAAACCGAAUCCCUUCGAGACGCACGUCCUUAAGGCCAAGUUUACCGUGCUGAACCGCGAUCCGACGCUGGGCCACUCGAUACGGGACACCGUGAAACCGGGCGCUCUACGGGCGAGGGCGAUCGAGAAGCGCAAGCAAACACUCGGCAAGGAGUUCGCCACACUGCACAAAGCGAAUCGGUUCGUGGAUGCACGCAAAGAUGGCAAAAACAAUCGGCCACAGUCGAACGCGUCGCGGCGCAAGGAAAUGUACAACCUGAACCUCACGCAUCGCGGUCAAACGUUGGCCGAACUCGAGCGGUUCGACGAUCCAGUGGACAACGAUGAUGACGAGGAUGAGGAGGAUGGAUUGCUGGAUGAAUCGUUCACCAACGCGGCUCACUUUGGUGGUGGAUCGGACGAAGAGGGUGAGGAUGGUGGAGGCCGGAAGGAUCGGAAGACCGUGAUCGAAGAAAUGAUUGCAAACUCCAAGCGCCAGAAGGUGGAGAAACAACGGGAGAAUGACGAGGUGUACGAGAUGAUGCAGAAACUGGACAGUAGCCUGAAGGCGCUCAUGCCACAGGUUGGCGAACAUAUGCGCAAGGACAGCGACAAGCCGAAGCUGGACGACUAUGAUCGCAUGAUGCGUGAAAUGAUCUUCGAGCGUCGCGGUGCUCCAGCGGAGAAGCUAAAAUCGGAGGAACAGGCGCGUACAGAAAAGCAACGGCGUGAAACGCUCGAGCAGGAACGAUUGGAGCGCAUGAAGAGUGAGACCGCUGAGGGGGGCAAUGCGGCCAAAAGCCAUCGGUCAGCUGAUGCGCUAGAUGAUGGUGCUUACCUGGAGGAUGACGUGAACGGUGAUGAAGCGCAGGGUGACGAUUACGAUGAUGAUGGUGUGCAGUACGAUGCGAAAAAUCUUUCAAAAGAGGCCACCGCUGACGAUGAGGACGAUGGUGAGCAGUCUUCCGAUGAUUCCGAAGAGGAGAACGAUGGUUCAAGCUCUGAAGAGGAAGAGGACAAUCUAUCAGACCUACAAAACGGACAAUCAUCGGAAAGUGAAGAGGAAGAAGAAGAGAAUGUCCCAGUACCGGCGGUAAAAUCGGCAAAAAAGCAAGAUGUCACGAAGGAGAGCAAAACGGUGCCAGAGCCUGCUAAGAUCAAUUAUGAUAUUCCCGCUUUUCUGGAGUUUCCUAGGGAGUACGAUACCUUUGCUGAGUUGCUCACAAACCGUGACAUUGGCUAUCAGGCAGCGCUGGUGGCAAAGUUUGUGGAGAAAUGCAAUCAAAAUCAUCCUGCCAGUAAGGCUAACCGGAGGUUAAUGUUCGUGUACCUACUGCAGCUGAUAACGGAUCGCUUCAGCACGCCCGGAGCCGCGGGUUCGAUUGAGGAUGAUUUCAAAGCUCUGCACUCGUUGACGCCUUUCCUGUACGAUCUGGCACAGAAAGAUCCCCUCGAAACGGGUCCUCUAUUCGUUGAAGUGAUACAGGAGAAGUACAGCGAAUAUCGGAAGAAUCCGCGACGAUUUCCUGCACUGUCCACGUUGGCCAUCUUGAAGCUGGUCCCGCUGCUCUACUCCGCAUCCGAUGUUCGCCACAGUGUCGUCACACCGGUGCUGGUGUUUGUGAGCGAGAUGCUGACUCGCUGUAACGUGCGAACCCGCCGUGAUCUUACGCACGGACUGUUUUUGGUCACGAUCGUGCUCGAGAGUGUUGAGCAGUCGAAGCGCUUCCUUCCAGCGGUCCAUUGCUUCCUGACGAACAUUUUGAUUUUAGCCUACCCGAAGGACGCACAGCCGGUAGCAAAGGCCAGCACGUUCAAGUUGGUACCACAUUCGCUUGCGCUGGCAACACCGAGCUCGACUGACCACAGUCCAGAGAUCAAACUGUUGGCUGAAGAUUUUCAACAGACCGAACUGACGGACGACUACAAGGUUCGAUUGAUGGCCAGUACGUUCGGUAUGAUCUCGGUGGUUUGCAAGCAGCUGGAUCAGAGUGAAGCAAUUCAAACGAUCGCGGCAGGUUUUAAGCGACAUGUGGAGGUGAUAUCGAAAGCGACAUCUCUUCCUGCCUCCGUCAAGGCAAUUUUUAAGGAGCUGCUAGCGACGGUGACGGAGCAAGCGAAACGGCCCCUGAAGUAUCUGGUGGCGGCGGAAAAGAAACCGAAACCGUUGCGUAUGCUGGAACCGAAGAUUGAAACCGUCUAUGAUGACAUUCGCCGUCGGCCAAAGACUGCGGAAUCGCUGCGUGAGCAGCGCAAGAAGAUGCAGCAAAAGAUUAAGCGAGCGUCGCGCAGUGCCGCCAGGGAGAUUCGUCUCGAUAAUGAGUACAUUUCGAAGCUGCAGAUGAAGCGCCGCUUGGAGAGCGAUCGCGAGCGUAAGGAGAAGGUGAGACGUAUCUUCAGUGAUGCCACCUCACAGCAGGGUGAACUGAAGUCGCUCGAUAGGAAAGCAAAGUAUCGCAAAUAGAGGACGGGCCACGGAAUCGAGCACAAUCUCGGCACUGUGCGAGUGUAAUAAUGAACAUGUUUAGAUAAGAUGAAGAAAAUGAAAUAAAUGUGUCUUAACAUUGCCCA